AUGGACAGACAAUCUGUUUACUCAUUGAGCGUUCUACCGCCCGAGUACGACAACGAGGAUACUCGCGGCCAAAUUCAGACGCAGCUGGAGCAGUUCAUUCUGCAAUUCCGUCUCGAGAAUGCCUUCAUUUACAGAGACCAAAUCCGCGAGAACGUUCUUCUCAAGCAAUACUUUUGCGAUGUCGAUGUCGGCCAUCUGAUCUCUUUCAACGAAGAGCUGGCUCACCGACUCGUCACCGAACCAGCUGAGAUCAUUCCCCUUUUCGAGGCUGCCUUAAAGAGAUGCACCCAUCGUAUUGUCUACCCCUCUACUAAGGACGUUGUCAUCCCUGAGCACCAGCUCCUGCUUCACUCCUCAGCUGGCGAUAUUUCCAUUCGAAAUCUCGACGCUCUCACAAUCUCACGGCUGGUCCGAGUACCUGGCAUCGUCAUUGGCGCAUCGGUCUUGUCCUCGAAAGCAACAGCACUCCACAUUCAAUGCCGAAAUUGCCAUCAGACGAAGGUUUUGCCAGUCGCUGGCGGCUUUGCUGGAGUAUCUCUUCCUCGACUGUGCGACAGGGUUAAGAUGCCCGGAGACAACCCAUGCCCAAUGGACCCAUACGUCGUUGUUCACGAGAGCUCUCAAUUUGUUGAUCAGCAGAUCAUCAAGUUGCAAGAGGCACCCGAUCAAGUUCCUGUCGGAGAACUUCCAAGACACGUCCUCAUCUCUACAGACCGAUACUUGACAAACCGCGUAGUUCCUGGAACAAGAUGCAUGAUCACGGGUAUCUUCUCAAUUUACCAAAACAAACAAUCUAAGGGCUCCAAUACUACUUCAGCAGUUGCGAUUCGGACUCCAUAUCUCAGAGCAGUGGGCAUUCACAGCGAUGUUGACCACACCGCGAAAGGAAACGCUAUCUUCUCCGAGGAAGAAGAGCAGGAAUUCCUCGAAAUGAGCCGGAGACCCGACCUCUACAAUGUGCUUGCAAACUGCAUAGCUCCGUCCAUCUACGGCAAUCAAGAUAUCAAGAAGGCCAUUGCCUGUCUUCUCUUUGGUGGAUCAAAGAAGAUCUUACCGGACGGAAUGAAGCUUCGUGGAGAUAUCAACGUUCUUUUGCUUGGUGACCCUGGUACCGCAAAAUCUCAACUGCUAAAAUUCGUCGAGAAGGUCGCUCCUAUUGCAAUUUAUACAUCUGGCAAAGGAUCUUCAGCAGCAGGUCUCACAGCCUCAGUUCAGCGAGAUCAUACCACGAGAGAGUUCUACCUUGAGGGAGGAGCUAUGGUGCUAGCUGAUGGAGGCGUGGUCUGCAUCGAUGAGUUCGACAAGAUGCGAGACGAAGAUAGAGUAGCUAUCCACGAAGCUAUGGAACAGCAGACCAUUUCAAUUGCCAAAGCAGGCAUCACUACAAUCCUGAAUGCUCGGACAUCAGUGCUCGCUGCUGCAAAUCCUAUUUUUGGACGAUAUGACGACCUCAAGACACCGGGAGAGAAUAUCGAUUUCCAAACUACGAUCCUCUCUCGUUUCGAUAUGAUCUUCAUUGUAAAGGACGACCAUGAUCGAGGCCGAGAUGAAAGGAUAGCAAAACACGUGAUGGGUAUUCACAUGGGAGGACGAGGCGUUGAAGAACAGGCUGAAGCCGAAAUUUCAGUUGAUAAGAUGAAACGGUAUAUCAGCUACUGCAAGUCACGUUGCGCCCCCCGCCUAUCCCCCGAAGCCGCAGAAAAGCUCUCCUCCCACUUCGUUUCAAUCCGUAAGCAAGUCCACGCCGCUGAGCUCGAGGCCAAUGCACGAUCUUCUAUCCCGAUUACCGUCCGUCAACUGGAAGCUAUCAUACGUAUCACAGAGUCCCUCGCCAAGAUCUCACUGUCCCCGAUUGCGACGGAACAGCAUGUUGACGAAGCAAUUCGCCUUUUCUUGGCUUCGACUAUGGACGCGGUAAAGAUGGGCAGUGGACAGGGAAGUAAAGAGUUGAACGAGGAAGUAAACAAGCUUGAGGACGAGUUGAAGAAGCGUCUUCCUAUUGGCUGGUCUACUAGUUUACAGACUCUUAAAAGGGAACUCUGUGACGGGAAGGGCUACAGCGAGCAAGCUCUUGCGAGGGCAAUUACGAUUUUGCAGAGAAGAGAUACAGUUACGAUUCGUGGACAAGGGAGCCAAGUUUAUAGGAGCGGUGCUUAA
Molecule: messenger RNA, 2157 nt
Organism: Hyaloscypha bicolor E
Lineage: Eukaryota; Fungi; Ascomycota; Leotiomycetes; Helotiales; Hyaloscyphaceae
Product: MCM-domain-containing protein
Exons: 4
Coding region: 1-2157 (718 amino acids)
Biological process (GO): DNA replication initiation; double-strand break repair via break-induced replication; DNA replication
Cellular component (GO): MCM complex; nucleus
Molecular function (GO): single-stranded DNA binding; ATP binding; 3'-5' DNA helicase activity
Source: RefSeq, a predicted model, not a curated record